AUGUCUCUCACUGCUGCCGAAGUCGUUGAACAUCCGGCUUUCAAUACUGUCAUCUGGGAUCUCAAGCCAACGGAGAAGGGAAGAUGUGCUGUUGCGCACGGGAGAGGGGGUCCCGUCGAUAUCGCAUAUGAGAUCCAUGGCGCUGGGCCUGUAAAGCUAGUAUGGAUCAUGGGUCUUGGCGCCUUCAAAUGGUACUGGCAACGGCAGACCAUAGAUUUCGGUCAUGACCAGCCUUCCAAGUACUCAUGUCUCAUUUUCGAUAACCGCGGUAUGGGCGAAAGUGACAAGCCGGUCAUGCGGUAUUCGACGUCCGAGAUGGCCAAGGAUACCUUUGACCUGCUCGAUCACCUUGGCUGGAUUGGCGAAAGAUCCGUCCACGUCAUCGGUAUCAGCAUGGGCGGUAUGAUAGCCCAGGAGAUGGCAUGUCUGGACCCUCGAAGAAUGGCCAGUCUUUCACUGGUAUCAACAGCAGCGCAACUUAAGAAUACCAUUGGCUACUUCGAAAACCUACGGGAUCGCAUCAACAUCUUCAUCCCCAAGUCUCUCGACAAGCAAAUCGCAGAGGUCAAGACGCGUGUCAGUGAUUCAUGGCUUUCGCAGCCGGACCAAGACGGCGAUUAUCCAACCAACGGCGACCGGUUCGCGGCUCAGGAACUCACGAAGCGCCAAGACACCGAAGGCUUCACGCGCAAGGGCUUCAUCUGCCAAGCUUUGGCCGCAGGAUGGCACAAGAAGAGUCCGGAGCAGCUGACGGAGAUUGCGGAGAAGGUGGGCAGGGAGAGGAUUCUCGUGAUACACGGCACCACGGACAAUCUGAUCACGGUCCCGCACGGGGAGAUUCUGGCGAAGGAAUUGGGAGGAGAGGAGAUGGGUGUGACGAAGAGGAUCUUUGAGGGCAGGGGACAUUAUUUGCCUCUGGAGGAGAGGGCGGAGUUCAAGAAGUUGAUCGAAGGGAUCGUGGAGAAAGCAGAGGCGAUGCGGUAA
Messenger RNA from Letharia lupina, 984 nucleotides. RefSeq lists its product as uncharacterized. Bases 1 to 984 code for a protein of 327 amino acids. The transcript has 5 exons. The record is from RefSeq and is a predicted model, not a curated record. NCBI's taxonomy places the organism in Eukaryota, Fungi, Ascomycota, Lecanoromycetes, Lecanorales, Parmeliaceae.